Acanthoscelides obtectus is the source of this 456-nucleotide messenger RNA. The record is from the annotation of a GenBank genome assembly. NCBI's taxonomy places the organism in Eukaryota, Metazoa, Arthropoda, Insecta, Coleoptera, Chrysomelidae.
AUGAAAAUCGAACUUCUUGCAAUCGAAGAAAGAUAUGCAAUUGUAUCUUUUGAAGAAGUUUGUAUCAACCCAUGUAUUUCACUAGAAACUGAAGCAUCAUCAUCUUCAUUUUGGAUUAUGUAUUCCUCAGUGAUUCCUGCAAGUCCACUGUUGUCAGAGUCCCAAUUAUUUUCUAACUUCAAUUCUUCAACAGCUUCACAUUUUAUCCAAGGGUUUUUGGGCACUCACCUAUCCGAAACUGUGUCUGCAACACCUGUACUAGAGCAUAGGCUGUACUCAUCUUUAAUAAAUUUCUGCAACAUCCUCUAUCUCCCUUUUAACAUGUUCAUCGCUCAUUGGGACGAUUUCAAAUUCUUUACCGUCCAGAAAGACGCUCAUAACGGGAAGAACCUUCCUCAACCGCAGCAAGCGUUUACACCAAAAUCCAGUAAACAAAAACUAUCUGACAUUGGAUAA